CUAUGCAUUCUACAACCAGUCUGAAGAACGACUCAGUGCUGCGCGGUAUAUUCUUUGAGCGUCUCCUCUUAACUAUUGUGGCGAAGUUUAAAAGUGUUCUGAUUGCCCAUACAAUAAAAAAAUGUUUUAUUGCGUUCAAUCGAAUAUCAAUUAAUUAAAUAUUUAUGUGUUAAAUAUACCAUAUAUAUGAACCGAAGUGAAUUGUGGAUUGAUUUGAAACGAAAUUAAAAAAAAAUGUUUGGAAUACAAUUUAACUCUAUUUCCAUUAAUCGUCGAAAACGGUUUUUGGUAUUAUUUGCGACAACAUUCCUUUUAUUAUACUCUGUGCAGGCCCAAUUCGAUGAUGAAGUUGAUUCCGUUAUAAAUUUACCCAGUUUGGGUUCCAUUCAAGGAAAAGUUAUACAGACAGCUUGGUCGAAGCGCCAAGUAUUACAGUUUGUGGAUGUCAAAUAUGCAGAAGCUCCUACCGGGAAAUAUCGAUUCAAGCCUCCGCGACCCGUAGAACCAUGGGAUGACGUCAUGGAUGCCACAACAGAGAAAAUCGGUUGUCCAUCGGUUGUUUCAAUGGAAACUUUAAAGAAACUGGAUGAUGUACUGGAUAUUGAAGACUGUCUCACGUUAACAAUAACUACACCUAACAACACAGGUCGAUUUCCAGUUUUAGUAUAUGUACACGGAGAGUAUUUGUAUGAGGGUAGUAACUCUGAAGCACCUCCUGAUUAUUUGCUAGAAAAGGAUAUUGUAUUGGUGACACCACAAUAUCGACUGGGCCCAUUUGGUUUCCUAUCAACAAAAACCGAUGAAAUUCCUGGUAAUGCGGGCGUACUUGACAUAUACUUGGCAUUACAAUUCGUCAAACAUUUCAUAAAAUAUUUUGGUGGCGACGAAAAUCAUGUGACGCUAGCGGGUCAAGUGGGCGGUGCAGCUAUAGCACAUUUGUUGGCCAUUUCCCCAAUAGUACAAAAAGGACUCUUUCACCAAGUGAUCUAUCAUUCCGGCUCCGCACUGAUGCCAAUAUUUCUGGAAGGUAAUCCCCGUCAGUUAGCCCAAGAGAUUGCUGAGAAAGCCGAAUGUAAAAUGAAAACUGUGCGGGAUUUAAAUGAAUGUUUGAUGGACUUGUCACCGCUAGAAUUGCUCAGUGCAUUUAUGACCCACGCUCUCGAAAAGUCCGAUUUGGGAGUGGGUUACACUGGUGGUAUUCAAUUUACAAUUGGUGGACCAAGUGGUGUCUUGCCCAAGCAUCCUUAUGACCUUAUACUGAAUUCGAACUUCUCAUAUCCGGCAAUGGGAGGAUGUCCAAAAAAUGUUGGCUCAAGAGUUUUGAACGAAAUCGUGGAAAAUGAUUUCGAGGGAACCAUACCAGACGAUGACUAUAACACAUAUGACUAUAUUGAUCAUAUCAUUCGUCAAGUGGUGGGCACUGAUAAAACGAUGUUGUUGACGAGCUUUGUCACACACGACUUUUUCAAUAGAAAGUUAAUGGAAAAUGGUACAUUCGGCACUCUGAUACCCCGUUUAAUUGACGUCGGUGGCACCUUAAUGCAUAAACUACCGGUGCUUUUAGCUCUCAACAUGAAUAAUAAACACGUUCCUGAAAAUACAUUCCUCUAUUCAUUUGAUUACAUGGGUGAAUUUAAUCGGUAUCGCGAUUUGGAUGAGGAAACCAACCUGCAGAGUCCUUUCAAGGCGGGUGUGUCUCUUACAGACGAAGCACUGUAUCUCUUUCCGUAUCCACAACAUGUUACCAAUUUGAGUCCGCCCGAUAGGACAAUGGCCAGCCGUAUGGUAGACUUGUGGACUUCAUUUGUGAUUAACGGAAAUCCAUUUAGUGAUGUCCGCGCAGGAUAUUGGCCACCAAUGACCACUUUGUAUGGUCCAUAUAUGAAAAUAGACGAUACUUUAACAGUAAGCGGGAAUUACUUUAAGGAGUUCUCAGCAACAUUAAUAGACGAAGAAAAUGGACACAGUUUAAUCAGAGAAAUUUAUUACCUACGAAAUAACCGAGCGAAAAAACGACAACAAAUUAAACGUAAUAGGCGACGAAAGCUAAGUGGGAAAAAAUCUUUAGUUAAGCGCACAUAUCCUUCUAAAAUGCGUGCUUAAUUGGUGAUACCGACUUGUGUAUAUUAAUUCGAAGAAUCUUUCCAAAUUUUAUAUAAUUUAAAAUCCUAUAUAGUAUUUAUGUAAUAUAUAUACAUUUAUUAAUCAACAAAUGAACUGAAAUUGUAUUUUAAAUAUACGCACACAAAUAAAUAUU
This is a messenger RNA of Zeugodacus cucurbitae (melon fly), 2257 nucleotides long. RefSeq names its product glutactin. Bases 235 to 2103 code for a protein of 622 amino acids. The record is from RefSeq and is a predicted model, not a curated record. Lineage: Eukaryota; Metazoa; Arthropoda; Insecta; Diptera; Tephritidae. The transcript has 6 exons.